GCGAGCGUGCGGCUGCUUCGCUCCAACCCACUCUCACUCUCUCGCUGUGUCUCGCUCUCUCUCUCUCUCGCUCUCUCUUAGAUAGGUGUUCUUGUCCCCCUUUUGCCCACACACACACACACAUGCACUGCUAGCCCGCAGCGAUCGUUCGUCCACGGGAGGGAGGGCCAUUUCAUUCGCGGUCCGCCGAUCGUUUGCGCUGAACGGUGUGUGCUGUCGUGCUCAGCCUCGACCAGCAGCAGUAGUAGUGAUAGUAGUCGACCCCGAACCGAAUGUGCGUGAGACAGGAAGUUUUACAGGAUUGGUAGCACACACACACACAGGAUUGGUGUGUUCAGUGUUCCGUAGUGUACAUGCAGCCGCACGCGGUGUGCGCGAAAUAGUGGCGCACACAUCGCAAAACACAUCAACCGCGUACAACAACGGGGUCAGAAGCUGAAAGGAAAUCGAAUCGCGUUUCCGUCCGUUCGCUGAAGUGACCUAAAAUUGGCCUUUAUUUUUAAAAAUGGACACCGCAAACACGCACCCACUUGGAGGUCGGCCCGGUAGCUGCACCGGAGGAGGAGGUGUCGGUGGUGGUGGUGGUGGUGGCGGCGGAGGAGGAGGUGGUGGAAGAAUGCCAGGAGCAGCGGGCAGUUCAAGUCCGCAGCAGUUCUGCCUUCGAUGGCACAAUCAUCAGGCAAGCCUGCUCAGCUCGCUGCCGCUGCUGCUCGACCAGUCGCACCUCACCGACGUGACGCUGAUGGCGGAGGGGCAGAAAAUUAAGGCGCACCGCGUCGUCCUGAGCGCCUGCAGCACGUUCUUCUCUGAGCUGUUCCGCACGCUCGACGGCGCCCAGUACCCGGUGGUGGUGCUGCCGGGCGCAUCGUACCACGCCGUCGCCGCGCUGAUCACGUUCAUGUACUCGGGCGAGGUGAACGUGUACGAGGCGCAGAUAUCCGUCCUGCUGUCGCUCGCCGAAACGCUCGGCAUCAAGGGGCUGGCCGACUUUAACAGCAACCCGAACAAAUCGAGCACACCGUCGACGGAAGCGUCGUCGUCGCGGGACUCCGACGUACCGUCGCCGUACCAUUCGAUGAAGGUGUCCUCGCCGGUCGACAACUACUUCGCCCGCCCGUACGCGUUCGGUGCGGACCUGUUCGAGAUGCGCCACGGGGCACAGGCACUCAAUCUGAUCACCAACGCGGGCGGCUCGAAUGGAGCGGCAGCAUCGAACAGUGCCGGCACGGGCAGUGCCCCGCACAGCGAAGGAUUCGCCGGCAACAACGCCGCGCACACGAUCGCAGCCAAUCUUUCCACCAGCAAGUCCGGCGACCUUUACGCGCGGUUCGAAGCGGAACGGAACGAGCAAAUGUCGGCGGAAGCACUCUGCAAGCUGAACGAGCUGAACCUGCACGCCGAGAGCGCUCUGCUGAAGGAGAAACAACAGCAGCACCAUCUAAACCGGUCAGCCACGCCGGUACGUUUGGCGGCGUACGCGCAGCAGCAGCAGCAGCACGCGAACUCGCCCCACAACACCACCGCUGCCGGUGACGCCCGGUCCGUCGUCGAGUCGGCACUGUUCGGCAGCUUUGGCAACGACAACGGUCGGGAUUGCAAACUCUCCGCAAAUGGGCCGCUGCUGCUCGGGCUGAAGCUAAAAGAGGAAGACAUUUCGGACAGCAUGCACCACCAUCAGCUCAACCAAUCGUACGGUUCCGUCCCGUCCACGCCGACCGCACAGACGCCCGGGCUGGAGGAUGCGGGGCGCAUUUCCCAGCCGAACGCCGCGACGCGCAAAACGCUGGCCGCCCAGGAUACGGCCACGAGCAAGCGCAAAAAGCUGGAACAAAUUACGGAAAGCCUGAUCGAAACGCUGAAACAGUCCACCGAGUCCGGCAACAAGCUGCCGCUGCACCUGUUCAGCAAACCGCCGACCGUGACGCCGGUCAGCAGCACGCAGAACCCGUACCUGGCGCACCAUCACUUCCUCACGAACGAGAGCGCCUCCAAGACGCCGGAAAACUUUAGCCUCGAGUCGGCGCACCCGAACGCCGCCUCGAACGCGAACGCGCUGCGCGCUUCGCCUUCGAUCGCGACCGCCACCACGCUCGGCGCGGCCGCGUCACCGACGACGACCGCACCACCCGGCACUGGGUCGCUGCUCGCGCUCACCCCCUCCUCCUCGCCCGCCAGUGCGAACGAAAAUCUGAUCAAAACGCUUCACAUUACCCAUCCGGCGCAGGUAGCCGCGUUGCAACAGCAGCAGCAGCAGCAGCAGUCAUCACAGCAAUCCGCCACGCAGAAGCCUCCCUCGUCGAAGCUGUACGCCACGUGCGUCAUUUGCAACAAGCAGCUUAGCAACCAGUACAAUCUGCGCGUGCACCUGGAAACGCACCAGAACGUUCGCUACGCUUGCCAGGUGUGCUCGCACGUGUCGCGGAGCAAGGAUGCGUUGCGAAAGCACGUCUCCUACCGCCAUCCGGGCACGCCGAGCCCGUGCGAUCCGGACACGAAGCGGAAGCGCUCGAAGGGCAACGCGUACAGCCAGCUGGCGAAGCAGGACGGGCUGGCGGAGCAACAGGCCGCAGCUAUCCUGAACCACCACCAGCAACAGCAGCAGCAGCAGCAGCAGCAACAGCAGCAAGCAAGCAAUCUGCUUGCCAACCUAACAGCGCAGGGUCCGCUACCGUCGUUCCUGCAGUCGAUUGCCGCGCACAACAAAUCGGCCGCCCUGCUGUUCAACCAAACGGUGUCCGUGGCGGCACUAGCGCAGGCGGGGCAGGCCUGCCAUCCGGCCACAUCCACCACGCCACCCGCGCCAGCCGGUGGGGCCGAACUGGGCACGACGCCGGGCAAGCGGGAUGCCUCCACCGGUGCCACGGGUUCGGGCGAGACGGACGGUGUCGAAGACGGACGGCCCAAAUCGGCACCCGAUGGGAAGGUGGACGAUUCGAAACCGGAUGACCACCCAUCCACGACGACCAAACAAUCUGACAAAGACAUUUAAAAAAGACCCCGACGCGGUUGUGCCGUACUCAAGUGGGAGGAGAGAGAAAGAGAAAGAGAAAUAGAGGAGUCCAACACCGGCUAGACAUGGUGCCAGGAAAUGAGAAAAAGAGAGAGAGAGAGAAAGAGAGAGAAGAUGAA
Molecule: messenger RNA, 3129 nt
Organism: Anopheles merus
Lineage: Eukaryota; Metazoa; Arthropoda; Insecta; Diptera; Culicidae
Product: broad-complex core protein isoforms 1/2/3/4/5
Exons: 6
Coding region: 506-2989 (827 amino acids)
Biological process (GO): regulation of transcription by RNA polymerase II
Cellular component (GO): nucleus
Molecular function (GO): protein binding
Source: RefSeq, a predicted model, not a curated record